AUGGUCAACGGCAGAACUCUGAUAAAUCUUCUAACGCUCGUAAAUGCGACAACUCUCUUGUUUCGCCAUCAAGGAAAGAAGAUUUCCGAUCCGAUUGCACAACAAAUUCGUAAAUACGGAUAUCCUGUCGAGGUGCAUGACAUUUAUACAGAUGACGGAUACCGCCUGCGACUACAUCGCAUCCCUCAUGGGGCAUACGCGAAUGCACAAAGUGGCAAAAAGCACAAAAUCCGUCCGAAAAUGCUCGGGGAACCACUUUUGCUUGUACACGGGGCCGUUUGUAGCGGCAGCAUGUGGGUCGUGCAUCCAAAGAAUGCGCGAAAAGCACUCGCUUUCCAACUAGCUGAUGCGGGUUACGACAUUUGGCUAUUUAAUGCACGUGGCACCUCCGCCUCUCUCGGACAUCGGAACUUGACGAUUCACGAUGCUCGCUACUGGAAUUUCAGCUGGCAUGAAAUCGGAUUUUAUGACAUUCCGAAAAGUAUUGAUUACAUCCUCAAAAGGAGCGGGAAAAAUUCGCUUUAUUAUGCGGGUCACAGUCAAGGUUGCAGUGUUUUUGCCGUUGCAAUGAGCACUCGACCUUCGUAUAAUGCAAAAGUACGUCGUGCCAUUCUCAUGACGCCCGGGCUUUUUGUGCACAAUGUGCAAGGACUUGCUAGAACUCUCGUCGAAUCUCGUUUCGGAGACGGAUUAAGGAGGAUUUUUAAAUUUUUGCAAGUUCAUUGGUGGCCAUCGAGGAAUCCGGUGGUGAAAAGUGUCUUUGUUGACGUUUGUCGCGAUAAAUCGAUGAUUUUCUUGUGUACGUGGGCGUUUCUCGAGAUUGUUGGACCAUUAUCGAAAUUUCAGGAAAAAAGUGAUUUUAUGUUGUUUUUCGUACGAGAUUUGGCAGAUAAUAUUUCCGUGAGGCAAUUAAUUCAUUUGCAAUCGCUAGUGCAACAAAAGAACUUUGUCAUGUACGAUUACGGAGAAAAGAGGAAUUUAAAAGUUUAUGGCCAAAGAACACCGAGAAAUUAUGAUUUGUCGUUGCUGACUGUUCCAGUGGUGAUUAUGGGAGCAGUUAAUGAUGCAUUGGUCACAAAGGAGGACAUUUUACGUGACGCCACUACCCUAAGGAACGUACAAGACGUCAUCAUGCUCCCCGGAAACCACCUGGAGUUCUUCUACGAACCGCAAGGACUUUCACAGCUGAAGCAAAAUAUGCUGAAAUUCUUCAACAAUAGUACCUCAAUUGUUGAAACUUAUUGA
Molecule: messenger RNA, 1245 nt
Organism: Culicoides brevitarsis
Lineage: Eukaryota; Metazoa; Arthropoda; Insecta; Diptera; Ceratopogonidae
Product: lipase 1-like
Exons: 3
Coding region: 1-1245 (414 amino acids)
Biological process (GO): lipid metabolic process
Molecular function (GO): hydrolase activity, acting on ester bonds
Source: RefSeq, a predicted model, not a curated record